AGCGGGAGUCUUAACCUUUCACGUUACUCUCUCAAGAGUUCAUGGACAAAGUGUCAUCUAAAGUUAUUCAUGAUGUUAGCGGGCAGAAGAAGCUUGUGAGUUUUAGUCCGGUGCAGGGACGAAUAACCACGCAAACUAUACGAGAUGAGGAGGAGUAUAUGGAGCAUCUGGGAAAGAUCAUACAACGUGACUUUUUUCCUGAUCUGUCAUCAAAUGAAGAAAAAGUAGUUGGAAAUCAUGAUGAUGUAUCUGAUGAGCUUAAAGGCAGGAAUUCACUCAGCAGCGAUUCUCACAAUCCUGAAAAGAGUAGACAGUGAAUUCGAAAAUAAUGUGAAGACUUUAGGUGAUCCUACUGCCAUGUCUUUGGAUAAAUACAUGGCCAAUAAUACUACUGAAGAUGAUGCAUCCUUUGCUGAGUUAGUUGAAGAGAGCGAAAAGAAACAAAGAAUCAAGUUGGCACCUUUUUUUCCUUCUCUUCAGAGUCCUACUGUGGAACCCAUAGAUGGUCCAAAACACUUGGCUCUUCCCAGUGUGUCGGAUGCUGUUGUUGGACCUAGAAUCACAAUAUCUGGGAAUAAUGCAGUUCACUUUAACCCUGAUGGCGUAUCUCAUACAAAAGAGGAAUUAUUGGAAUUUUUAUCAAAAGAACGUAAAAUUGUACCGUCUAAUACUCGUUUUAAGCGACCAUUUCCCUCAAGUCUAGAGAAAAAGCGCACAGUGAAACAUUUACUAGCAGCCAAGUUGGGACACAUUGGUCUUAAUGGUUUGGAAAUGAACUCACCUUAUGGAACUCCUCAAGCCUCUGGCUAUAAAUUCCUCGAUUCUUCGCCUUCACCAAUGACAAUGUUUCCUCACACCCCCUUGAUGACUUGGGGUGAAUUGGAUUCUACACCUUUCCGGUUAGAUGAAAGUGAGAUGACACCAUCGGUUGUGUCUGGUGCUCCUGCUUUCCGCAUCCCAUCACCCUCGCAGCGUGAACAACUUGCCCAUCAGUUGGCAGACAAAGCAAGUCGUCAGCGGGUGCGUGGUCGAUUAGAAGCAGUAAAACGAAUUCAGUCGGUAGCUUCAAGUCCUUCGCGGUCACUGCUUUCACCAGCUGCUCUACGUUUGCUUGCCACAAGUUCCUCAAUUAUCAAUUAUGAUGUAAACAGUCGACCUUCAACUGGUACUGGUCGUGUUGGUGGGCAAACGAAUUCGCCUCUCCCAAAAGCCAAUACUCCUCGGCGAAUCCCUUCUGAUGUAGGUGUUGUUCAACAUCCGAAUUCAACACGUUCAACUCCAAUUCGGAAGGCUGUAAAGACUGUUACGCCUCAAAAGAAGACGCCUGUAGAAAAUACUGGUGCCGCUAAAUCAGAAAAUGCCUCAUCAAUUACAGAUAAUCUGCUUAACUUGAAGUCUCAUAAUGUGUGAUACAUUGUUUUCAUCGAACGAAAAUAUUGUGUAAAUAUUACUUUCAUUUCGAUUGUGUACCUAUUUUGUUUUACGUACAAUUGUAUUAACUAGUUUCGUGGUUCUUCUUAAACACUCCUUUUAAUUACUCAUAUAUAUAUAUAUAUAUAUAUAACUAGUCAGUUUGAUAGAUAUGAAUUCUGUUAUUGUAUCCUGAUUUCAUAAUACUCAUGUAAUAAAAACCACUCAUCCUCUCAUAAAAAUGGCCUGAACAUACCAAGCAGGUAUUUUAUGAUCUUGAGUUCAGUGGCUUUCUACUAUCAUAAGAAAAAGGCAC
Trichobilharzia szidati is the source of this 1726-nucleotide messenger RNA. Lineage: Eukaryota; Metazoa; Platyhelminthes; Trematoda; Strigeidida; Schistosomatidae. The record is from the annotation of a GenBank genome assembly.